UGCUUCUAUUUUAAAAAAAAUAGCUAGUUGCACCAUUCAUAGCAAAGAAAUUUAUCUCAAUUUGAAGGGUUGAAAACAGCCUGAUCAAUGAGAAGGCCACCGUGUUGCGAAGAAAUCGGCAUCAAGAAAGGCCCAUGGACGCCGGAGGAGGACAAGAUUCUCAUCGAACACAUACAGAAACACGGCCAAGGGAGUUGGAUACAGCUUCCUAAGCUCGCCGGACUUAACAGGAGUGGCAAGAGCUGCAGACUCCGGUGGAUAAAUUAUUUACGUCCGGAUAUUAAGCGAGGGCGAUUCGAUGAUGAAGAACAAAGACUCAUAAUUCAUCUCCAUUCCAUUCUUGGAAAUAAGUGGUCAACAAUGGCUGCUCAUUUACCCGGAAGAACUGAUAAUGAGAUCAAGAAUUACUGGAACACUCACCUGAAGAAGAAGCUCCUGCAAAUGGGUAUUGAUCCAGUUACACAUCAGCCGAGAACUGAUCUCAAUCUGUUUUCUUCUCUGCGUAAUUUAGUCUUAGCUUCGACAAACUCCAAUGACAGCUUAACAUGCUCUACUGAUAUAAAUGCUCUCAGAUUACAAGCAGAUGCUGCAAAUCUUGCAAAACUUCAGCUGCUUCAAAUUCUGAUGCAGUUUUUAGCUUGUCGCUAUCCAACUAUGGAAUCAUCAUCAGCUUUGAUUGGAACUCAUCAAGUCAAUGACCAAUUUGAUCAGGGGCUUGUUCAUGGAUCAAUGGGAGUUUCUCAGGAUGCAUUGUCAGUGCCUGCAGUGAUUUCAAAUCCUGAUAGUCCAGGCUCUAAUAAUGGUCUCUUUGGUAAUUACUCUGCCAAUCCUGCACCUUCAGUGGUUCCAGUCUCACCUGAAAAUCAGAAGGAUAUACAAGAUCAUAUGAACUGGACUGAAGACUGUAACAGUUCAAGAGAUUGGGAUGAACUGAACUUAGAGAACCUGGACAACGAACUUGGAUGGAAAGACAUUCUUGAGCUUAUUUCUUGAAUCAGAUGUAUUUUAGAUCAGGAAGUGAAGACAUAUAUAUAGAAGAGGAAGCACAAAUACUGAAUUCAUUGAUUUGAUGAUGUAAAAAUUAAGUAUCAUAUUUGGUUGUAAAGUUUUCAUACUA
This is a messenger RNA of Dioscorea cayenensis subsp. rotundata (Guinea yam), 1117 nucleotides long. RefSeq names its product transcription factor MYB93-like. Lineage: Eukaryota; Viridiplantae; Streptophyta; Magnoliopsida; Dioscoreales; Dioscoreaceae. The record is from RefSeq and is a predicted model, not a curated record. Bases 88 to 993 code for a protein of 301 amino acids. The transcript is spliced from 3 exons.